Messenger RNA from Brachypodium distachyon (stiff brome), 1138 nucleotides. RefSeq lists its product as uncharacterized. Gene Ontology annotation, biological process: microtubule-based process. NCBI's taxonomy places the organism in Eukaryota, Viridiplantae, Streptophyta, Magnoliopsida, Poales, Poaceae. Gene Ontology annotation, molecular function: dynein intermediate chain binding; dynein light intermediate chain binding. The transcript is spliced from 2 exons. Gene Ontology annotation, cellular component: dynein complex. The coding region runs from base 44 to 601 and encodes 185 amino acids. The record is from RefSeq and is a predicted model, not a curated record.
AGCUAACCACAGCAAGGAAGGAUACACGUUCGCUUAGGUAGGAAUGGCAGCCCGCCAUGGUAGCAGGAGGACAAAGGCAGAGCAGUGGCUAUUCGGUGGGAGGUGGAGAGGUACCGUCAAAGAGACGAGCCAUUCCGUUGCCUCCGAGGUUAAGCCCCGAAAUCCCAUCACCAUUCAGAAGGAUGAGGAUAUCUGCCUUGAGAAGUCUAGAGUGCAUCUUCCUGACCUGGGACAGAGGGAGACCAUUGACAUUGCGCCCGGGAGGAAAUCGAUGCCGGAGAUGCAGAUCAACAUGAAAGAAGUAGUUGCGGUGCUGGGGGUGAAGGUGAUGGCUGCAGACAUGCCGCCGUUCAUGCAGUUGCAUGCGUUCCGAUGUGCUAAGCGAUCUCAUGAUAGCUUGGACAAGUUCAGUUCGAGGCAGCUGGCCCAUGAUGUGAAGAAGGAGUUUGAUAAAGUGUACGGACCUACAUGGCACUGCAUUGUCGGUACAAGCUACGGCUCCUUCGUGACGCACUCCAGAGGUUGUUUCCUCUACUUUUCUAUGGACAAGAUCAUCGUGAUGCUGUUCAAAACCAAGAUCAGAAAAGUGUCUCCAUCCUGAACUUCUGUAACUAAGAUGUGUUGGCUUUGUCUCAUACACCAUCAUCAUGAAUGGUUAGUCUAGUUGUGCGAGGUCGGAGCUUGGGAACAGGGGAGCCAGCCAACCUGGCAACCUCAAUGAUUGUUGGUUGCGAGCUACAACUGGAAGAUGCUGCAAGGUGAAUAUGGCACCGCACUGCCUGCUCUUUUGUAUUGAAUUAACAGUUGAAAAAGGCGAUGAUUAAGGGACAGCUCUGACAAGUUACAGUGAUCACCGUCGAAACCACGUUGUAAGAUUCCUGAUUAGUACGAUGGAUUGCCUUAGUGGGGGCCAUUUGUCUAAGGCCAUGCCUUGUUCAGGACUUGUAGAUUAAUCAAAAUGUUUGUCUUGCCUGCGUUCAACACUGCACAUCUGUAAGAAGAAAUUUGGUACUGGUUCCAUGUGACUGUCACGCACCGUGUGACGAUAUGCCGAGGUUCAUCAGAUUGAUGUUAGGAAAUCUUGUGAUGACAGAUCUACUCACUCCGAUCCUAAAUUGAACCUGUCAAUUGUAUCUAA